Messenger RNA from Tupaia belangeri chinensis (Chinese tree shrew), 2980 nucleotides. It is a transcript of the gene PLEKHG6, whose product is annotated as pleckstrin homology and RhoGEF domain containing G6. The coding region runs from base 398 to 2737 and encodes 779 amino acids. NCBI's taxonomy places the organism in Eukaryota, Metazoa, Chordata, Mammalia, Scandentia, Tupaiidae. The transcript has 16 exons. The record is from RefSeq and is a predicted model, not a curated record. Gene Ontology annotation, molecular function: GTPase activator activity; guanyl-nucleotide exchange factor activity.
AAGGGUCACACUUUGGACUCCACAGCCAGAGGGCAGCUAGAGCACCCGAAGUCCCCGGGUACUUGAGCCCCUGGGCUCCACGCCCCUGCUGGAGGCCGACUCCCCGGCGGGGUCAGUGGUCCAAGACGUUCAAGGGGAGGCGGGAUCGCUCACUCUCUGCCCCCGGAAGGAGAUGGGCACCUGCCGCGGUCACUCGGUUACUGCCCUCGCGGCUCCUCCAGGCGCCCAGCUUCUCUUUCACCCCUUCAUUACGCUGGCGCCUCGCGGGGGUCCGGCCGCGAGCGCGGGGCGCAGGUGGUGCGCGGCUCCAGCGCUGCCUCCCGGGCCGGUUUCAGGGGACUCCUUUCUCCUGGACCUUGGAGCUAUGACCCUUUGGAGGUGACCCAGGAGAGGAGGGAUGCAGGCCUUUGUUCCUCCAGAUAAGGGACCCCUCCAAGGCCUCGUGGCCUCCCGCAUUGAGACCUACGGGGGCCGGCAUGGGGCCCCUGCCCAGAGUGUCCAUUCCCGAGGAGUUCCGGUGCCGGAUGCCAGCCGCUACCGCCUGCCGCUCUAUGUCCCCUUUCCCAAGAGCUCCGGCCAGGCCAGAGGCCUGCCUCCUGUGGUAUUGCGAGAACCAGAGGCAGAGAGGAGGCAUGGAGGCUAUGGGGGCCCACUUCACUCCCCCAAACUCAAGGAAGUCACCGUUGCCCACGAGCUGGAGUUAAGGCUGCACACGUUCAGCAUGUUUGGGAUGCCCCGCCUGCCGCCCGAGGACCGGCGACACUGGGAGAUAGGAGAGGGUGGCGACAGCAGUCUGGCUAUCGAGAAGUCCUGGAGGGAGCUGGUGCCCGGGCACAAGGAGAUGAGCCGCGAACUCUGCCACCAGCAGGAGGCGCUGUGGGAGUUACUGACCACCGAGCUGAUCUACGUGAGAAAGCUCAAGAUCAUGACCGAACUCCUGGCUGCUGGUUUGCUGAAUCUGCAGCGAGUAGGACUGCUGAUGGAAGUGUCAGCUGAGACUCUGUUUGGAAAUGUCCCCAGCCUGAUUCGAGCCCACCGGAGCUUUUGGGAGGAGGUGCUGGGGCCCACCCUGGAGGAGGCUCGUGCCUCCCGUCAGCCCCUGGACCCCAUCAGCCUGCAAAAUGGCUUCCUCACGUUUGACCAGCGGUUCCAGCCCUAUGUCCAGUACUGCAUGCAAGUGAAGCAGACCAUGGCUUACGCCCGGAAGCAGCAAGACACGAACCCUCUCUUCCAUACCUUCGUGCAGUGGUGUGAGAAGCACAAGCGCUCAGGGAGGCAGAUGCUGGGUGACCUGCUCAUCAAGCCCCAGCAGCGCGUCACCAAGUACCCCCUGCUGCUGCAGGCCGUGCUCAAGAGGAGCCCCGAGCCACCCGCCCGCCAGGCCCUGCUGGCCAUGAUCAGGGCCGUGGAGUCCUUCCUGCAGUACAUCAAUGGGCGGGUCCGCCAGGGCGAGGAGCAGGAGAGCCUGGUGGCCACGGCCCAGCGCAUCGGCCCCUACGACGUCCUGGAGCCGCCUAGCGAGGAGGUGGAGAAGAGCCUGCGCCCGUUCUCCAGCCUGGACCUGACAUCACCCAUGCAGGGGGUCGGGCCCGAGCACACCAGGCAGCUGCUGCUGGAGGGACCUGCACGUGUGAAGGAGGGGCGGGAAGGGAAGCUGGACGUGUACCUGUUCCUCUUCUCCGACGUGCUCCUGGUGACCAAGCCUCAACGCAAGGCAGACAGAGCCAAGGUCAUCCGCCCCCCGCUCAUGCUGGAGAAGCUCGUGUUCAGAACCCUGCGAGACCCUAGCAGCUUCCUGGUGAUCCACCUCACCGAAUUCCAGUGUGUGGCCAGUGCCCUCAUCGUGCACUGCUCCAGCCCUGCAGACCGUGCUCGGUGGCUGGAGAAGACCCGGCAGGCCCAGGCCACCCUGCAGAAGCUGAAGGCAGAGGAGUACAUCCAUCAGAAGAGGGAGCUCCUGGCCCUCUAUCGGGACCAAGGCCAGGAGUCCCCCAGCACCAGGCCCUCCACGCCUUCCCCGGAGGGCUCUCAGAGCAGCACUGAAGGGAGGACACUCGAGAUCUCGGCCAUCAUCCCUCAGCUGGUGGUGACCGAAGACACGGACGAAGAUGCUCCCACUGUCCCAGACGACACCUCCGACUCUGGCUACGGCACUCUGAUCCCAGGCUCCCCGCUGAGCCGCCUACGCCCCAGAGCCCUUCGGCGGGACCCUCGCCUCAGCUUCUCCACCCUGGACCUCCGAGACGUGCCUUUGCGCCCCCAGCCUCCCGACUCCCAAGCUCCUCAACGCCGCAGCGCACCCGAUCUGCCAGAAGGCAUCCCGGGAGGAGGCAGCCUUCCCCGGGGAGACCCGCCCACUUGGUCUGAGGAGGAGGACGGGACCCUGGGGGGAGGCAAUGUGGUGAUGGAGACCCUGCACAGGGCCCGACUGCGGGGGCAGCUCCCUGCCUCCCCCACGCUCGUGGACUCUGCGGGAGAAAGCCCCUGGGAGUCCUCCGGGGAGGACGAAGAAGAGAGGCCCCUCUCUCCGGGGUCCAGCUGCACGCCUAUGCCCCGGCCUCUCCGGGCUGAGGACAUGCUGAGAGAGAUCCGGGAAGAACUGGCCAGCCAAAGGAUCCCGGGGGCCCCAGAGCCGAGGGACAGCAGGCCCCCGAGGCUGACCCGGGCCCAGCUGCAGAGAAUGCGGGGCCGCCACAUCAUACAGCUGGACACCCCCCUCUCCACCUCGGAGGCCUGAGGGCCUGGAGCAUUUCUCCUAGAGGAAAUCUGCUGAGGACCUGGAGACUUCUCCCAGAGGAACUCUCUCCCCAGGGUGCUGGUCACCUCCCCACCCCUGACUACCUCAAGGACCACACGCACCACAGGGAGCCUGGCCCUGCUGCCUGCUCUGAGCACUCGGAGAUCAAGAAGUGUACAUUUCUGGGACCAGCGGAUGGCAUAGUGGUUACGCUGCUGGACUCCCACAUGGUUGACCAUGGUU